UCCUUCUCCUUAAGUCUACUAUAUAUAUAUAUAUAAAUAUAUCUGUAUCCAUAUAUAUUCCCCAACCUUCCCCCCCUCUCUCUCAAAUUUGAAACUUAGCUAGUUUUUGAGAGACAUAAACAAAGAGAGAGAAAUAGAGACAUAGAAGAUAAGAGAGAAAAAGAUAGAUAGAUAGAUAGAUAGAUAGAUAGAUAAAGAGAGAGUGAUUAAUGGGGAGCAACAAAAGCAGUAGUAGUAAGCUCAAAGAUCGGCUUGCUCGCAUGUUCCGGCCUGCGUCGCUGCUCCGCUCCUCCUGCAACCCUUCGACAUCCUCCGCUUCCUCCGCCGCCGCCGCCGCCAUGAGCUCCGCAAACACGUCGAGCCGAGCCCUUCUCGCCGACGUCGCCCACAACCCCGUGUUCGUCCCCAACACCCGCACCGUCGAUAGCGACCGUAACGAUCUCGGUCGCUCUUUAUCGUUUCCGAUCACCGAUGACCCCCGCGGGCAUCGCACGGCCCCCCUCCCUCGGAUCUCCGUAGACUGCGGUCGCUGCAGCCGACCUCAUCACCGCGACGCAGUUCCUCCGCCGCUUAUCGUAAAGAACGCGAAGAGAUCGAAUAGUUCUGCUUGUAAGAAUACAAAGGUAGAGAGGAGAGUUCGCGAGAACGGCGGAUUCUACGAAACCGGUGGAGUGGCGGAGGGGAGAACCUGCCCUCCGGUUUCGCCUUCUUCUCCGUCGAAGAGCUUUUCGGCCUCUCGCAACUACUGCUACUACAACCACCACCGAUGCUUCAAUGAAGCAAAGCUAGAAGAUCUGACGAAGAAGAAGACGAAUAAGAAGACGAAGAAGAAGAAGAAGAAGCUGCUCUUGACCAACAGUUACGGAUUCACCAGCUCUUCUUCGAUCGAGAGCGACGAUGGCUACGCAUUCUUCAGCAGCGAAGAAGAAGAAGAAGAAGAGGCAGGGAAACGAGGAGAAGAGACUGAGACGUUCUUCUCGUCGAAGAGCUUCUCCUCCGACUCCUCCGAGUUCUACCGACGGCCGCUGCCGAAGCACAGAAGCAAUACGAACACGAAGGAGAAGGAGAAGGAGAAGGAGAAGAAGAGUCGAGGGCGGCGGAGGAUCAGAUCGAGAUCGGUCGGGAGCUCGUGCAACAGCUGCAACGUGAAGGAAGGGUUCCGGCCGCUGGUGUCGGUGGCGGCGGCGAGCAAGGAGGCGAAGAAGAAGAAGGGGUUUGCGGUGGUGAAGCGGUCGAGCGAUCCCUACGCCGACUUCCGGACGUCGAUGGUGGAGAUGAUCGUCGAGCGGCAGAUCUUCGCAGCCGACGAGCUGGAGCGGCUGCUGCAGUCGUACCUCUCGCUCAACUCGCCGCGCCACCACCCCAUCAUCCUGCAGGCCUUCUCUGACAUCUGGGUGGCUCUCUUCGGCAAUUAAUUUUGCGGCAAAUAAAGAAUGUGCAUGUUAAUUAUUAUGUUGUUUUCUUGUUUUAAUUUCUAAUGUGUUUCUUAUUUCUCCCUCUCUUUGUUGCUGUGCUUGUUUCUUGUACCUUUUGGUAUUAUUUAGGAGUUUCACUGUUAAGUCUCUAACUAGUUAUGACAUUUUUCUUUUAUAAUUAAGUUUUGUCUCUUAA
Messenger RNA from Ananas comosus (pineapple), 1611 nucleotides. RefSeq names its product transcription repressor OFP4-like. Lineage: Eukaryota; Viridiplantae; Streptophyta; Magnoliopsida; Poales; Bromeliaceae. Gene Ontology annotation, biological process: negative regulation of DNA-templated transcription. The transcript has a single exon. The record is from RefSeq and is a predicted model, not a curated record. Bases 210 to 1415 code for a protein of 401 amino acids.